AUGGAGCUUUUGUUUUCCUCCAAAGAUCUAAUUAAAUGUGUAUGCAACUUCUUGAAAGAGCACAUUCAUCAUCAUCUUCUCCAGAGAUUAUCGCAUGCUGCUACCGGACCUUACAUGUACUUCUAUCCAUUUUGUUGUUUGUCUUCCUCCAAUCAAUCGACGAUUGUUGCCAACCACGAUAGACUCACGCUAUUGUUUCUGGAGUUGAGAAGUGACGUUUGGGGAUUCAUUUGUGCGGAAGGGAACGGUGAAGGCAAGCAAUUGCAUGGCAAGGAAAAACAACAACAGGGAGAGAUUGAAGCUAAAUUUCUGCUUGCCUUCAUUUUGAAGGUUUCUGAUGAUUUCAAUAUGAUUCCCCCACUCUUAAGACUAGAAAUCAGAAAGCUAUUUGCACAGUGGUUCAGGAAUGAAGAAUCAACGUAUCAAUGGUAAGAUUUCAAUCCACUCUGCAUAUGAAGACGAAGGUUAUUGUAAGUCUAUUCAGAGCAUCACCUGCCACUGAUUGAAGGUCUGCCAAGAAAAAGAACAUUAUGAAGCAAUUGAGGAGCAAAACAUGAUUUGGGAGUAAAUGGUGAAGCUGACAUACCUUACACUGUCUGGUGGUAGUGAAAAGAUAUACAAAGACCGAACUUCCUUAGAUGGAGAAGAAGAGACAAGACAAUGACUGGGAGACAGAGUUCUUGGACUAGGAGUGGAGAUUUUCCAUAUUAUGCUUUAUGUCUCCUUUUUCUUCAUCUUCAAGGCAAGGUUUUAAGAACAAUAUUUGUAUGAGAGAAUAUUUGAAGCAUGAUUUAUUUGUAUGCAUGUGCAUUACUUAAAACAAUAUUUGUGGUGAUGUUUAAUUAAAAAUCUUGUUCCUAGUGCAUU
Messenger RNA from Lactuca virosa, 867 nucleotides. The record is from the annotation of a GenBank genome assembly. NCBI's taxonomy places the organism in Eukaryota, Viridiplantae, Streptophyta, Magnoliopsida, Asterales, Asteraceae.